This is a messenger RNA of Plasmodium cynomolgi strain B, 2319 nucleotides long. RefSeq lists its product as hypothetical. Lineage: Eukaryota; Apicomplexa; Aconoidasida; Haemosporida; Plasmodiidae. The transcript is spliced from 3 exons. The coding region runs from base 1 to 2319 and encodes 772 amino acids. The record is from RefSeq and is a predicted model, not a curated record.
AUGUUUAAAUUCCUGCACGACAUAGAUGUGGCGAAGAGGAAGCUCCUAAACACCAUUAACAACAAAUUGGCACUCCCCAACGAAGACGAUGAGUGCCUGUUCCCUGGGGAUGAACAAACUAUGAGCCGCGCACUGGGGGAAGGGGAGUGCUCGCUCCCAAGAAAGGGGCACCCUCCAAACGGAGAGGAGGAUGGAGAGGGGGACGGUGAGGAGGGAGACCAGGACGACUCAAGCGAGUCUGACAAGGACGAUUCGAGCGAGUUUGACAAGGACGAUUCGAGCGAGUCUGACCAGGACAACUCAAACGAAUCAAGCGAAUCACGCGAAUCUGACGAGGACGACUCAGUCGGGUCCAGUGGUGACAACCUUAGCGAAUCCGACGGUGAUGCGAAAAGAAGGGUGCUAAAUAGACAUGAGGAGACUGACGCACGUGAGGAGAACGGAAAAAGGGAGGACGAAGAUGGAGUGGUUGCUUCCGGAGGGGCGGUGUGCAGAAGAAAGGAUGCUGCUCCGAUGUGUGCGCCUCCGCAGGGGAGGAGGGAGAAGAAGAAAAAGGCGCGGAAGGGGCAGCCGCUCCAGGGGCAACCGCUCCAGGGGCAGUCUCUCCAGGGGAGUGAAAGACGCGAAAACGGCAGCGUAAUCGCCAUCCGCAGCGAAGUUAGCACGGAGGUGGGAGCCAUUCCGGUUGCUCAACCAAUCAGAGGAGGCAGAGAAGGCAGUGAACGUGACGAGCGUGACGAGCGUGGCGAACGUGGCGAAUGCUCUAAACGGGGCAGCCGCGCCAUGCCGAGUAACGAAGCUGAAGUGGAUGAAACAAAAAAAAGCUACCCCCCCAAGUUAAAGAAGGAAACGAAAAAGAGGAAGAAAAAAAACGGAAAAGAUGGCACAAACAUCCUUGCAGAGCCUACCAUUUACAACAGUCUCAAACAAGAAGUAGCAAAAAAUCUGUGUUGCAAAAUAGAGAGUAAAAAGUAUGACGAGGUGGUCAAGCAAAUGAUCCUGUUAAGAGAACUGUUCAGCGAAGGGGCAAACUCGAUGAUGGACCCUGAGAUGGGCCAGUCCACAGAAAGGAACUGCUCGCGUGAGCAACAUAGGAAGCUGGCAGAACAGUGCGCCACAAAGAUAUGCGAGCUGGUACUUGGCGAUAGGAGGCAGCCGUUUGGGAAGCCCCCCCUAGUUCGCAGUGGGGGGGAGAAAGACGACAAAAAGGAGAAAAAGGAGAAAGACGACAAAAAGGAGAAAGACGACAAAAGGGAGAAAGACUUCAAGCACGAGAAAGACGGGGAACUCCUAACCAACGAUGCAAAGGAGAAAACAAAAAACGAGAAAGAAAUAAUUGAACUGAAACGGAGAAACAAAAUCCUUAGCGACAUAAACGAGAGACAAACGAAACAGCUGUUGCAGCUAUCGUGUCAGUUGUCCUCUAACAUAAAAAGUGAUUCUGAAAAAAGUGAACAGAACUACAUGAGUGCUAGGGUUGACUCCAUGGAGAGGGAGCUAACUCAGUUGAAGGGAGAAGUAGCUAUGCUGGAAGAAAUGGCAAGUGAUAAAAACGUACAUGUGAAAAAAAACUACGAAUUAGGAUGUCUUAUAAAAUCGCUGGAAGCCUCUUUGCAGAAGAAGUCCCAUCUGUGUGUUUCCCUUUGGAGAGAGAAACAAGAACUACAGGAACGAGAUGCCCUGGAGGAGCUCUCGCGAAAGGUAAAGAAUUACAAAUUUUUUUUAGACGAAUGGAAGUCUCUCUCUGUUAGAAACAAAACAAAAAAAGACGCGGAAUUGAAAGAAACAAAAAAACUGCUAUCACAACAGGUUGCAAAAAAUGAAAUGCUAGAAAAAAAAUAUCAAACUCUUUUGGAAAAAAUGAGAUUGCUUGACAGGGGUGCAGAUGCAGACAAAGGUAAUAACGACAUGGGUACUGGAAUGGGUAACGUCACAGACGGAGGGAUACGUUGUGAAGGGAGUCACCAGGAUGACGGGGUCUGUCCCCAAACGAAGGAACUCAUAGACGAAGUAAAUUUUUUAGCAAGAGAAGUCGACAAGCUGCGAGAGGACCAGCUCCUUCUGCAGGAGGACGUGAAAAAGAAAAGCACGAUUAUCGUGCACCUUAUAAAGAAGCACGCCCUCAGCGAGCAGCAUUUCAGAUUAGACAACAGCCUCCCCAUACUCAACAACAAGCUGACGUAUGACGAAAUCAGGAAGAUAAUGGAGGAGACCCUCAUUGAAAAUAUUCGGCUUCGCUCAGAUUUAGUGACCUUGGCCAAGUGUGUCAAGGGAGACAGCGCUGGGUCUUGUGUGGGACAGGACAACCCUGGUGAGUAG